Molecule: messenger RNA, 3097 nt
Organism: Fonticula alba
Lineage: Eukaryota; Rotosphaerida; Fonticulaceae
Exons: 6
Coding region: 1-3069 (1022 amino acids)
Biological process (GO): mRNA cis splicing, via spliceosome
Cellular component (GO): U1 snRNP; U2-type prespliceosome
Molecular function (GO): RNA binding; protein binding
Source: RefSeq, a predicted model, not a curated record
AUGUCAGGACCCGAUCCCAGUCAGAUCGCUUCCAGCUGGGCCGAGUACAAGUCCGCCACCGGGCGGCCGUACUACUAUAACUCCAUCACCAAGGAGAGCGUUUUCCAGCGCCCUGAUGCCCUGCGCACGGCGGAGGAGCUUGCUUCCCCCUGGAGGGACUUCACCACCGAAGAGGGGAAGGUGUACUUCCACAACCGCGAGACCAAGGAAACCCUCUGGGACCCUCCGGCUGACUUCGCCGGGAUUCUGGAGCGCGCCGGGCGCCUGCCCAAGCCCGCGUCCACCGCGCCGACCCCGGCGGUCCCGGUGGUCCCGGCGGUCCCGGUGGCCCCGGUGGUCCCGGUGGUCCCAAUGAUCCCGCCCGUGGCUCCGGUGCUCCCGAUGGUGGUGCCAGAUGUCGGGGUCCCGGUGGCCACUCCGAUCACCGGCAUUCCCCUGGCCGGGAUGGGCCCGGUUGGUGGUGGUCGGCCCAUGGCGGUCCCGAGUGUGCCGCUGGCGGCGCCAGUCGCUUCCGUGGUGGCUGGUCGGCCGGUCCUGCCCGGAGUCCCGGCACCGAGUAUCAUCCCGCCGGGGGCCGGGCAGCAUGCCCUGGCCGGCCGGCCCACGGUCCCGGCGGCAAUCCCCAGCCUGGCCGUCCCGACAGCCAUGUCUCCUCUGGGCUCCCUGCCUGGUCAUGGCCCGGAGCGCUUGGACCCGGCGGAUCCGCGGUAUCUCUUCCGCCUGAUGCUGCGUGAUGCGUAUGCCCGGAAGCCGCAUGGCCCCUUCGGACCGGACAGCCGGCGUGGGUGGACCUGGGAGCUUCUCCUGCGCGAGGUGAUCGGCCAGCAGAAUUACACCACCAUCCCGACGCUGGAAGAGCGCAAGGCCGAGAUCAUCCGCUUCUUGGAGGAUGUGGUACCGACCCCGGUGCCGCUGGCGGUGCUCAACGCCGCCGGGCCUGCCGGUGUGGAUGUCGCCGACGAGCCGGACGAGGCGCCGAGCACGCGCCCCGGGUCACCCGGGCCUGGUGGCUCGGCUGGCACGGACCCCGAGGGGCCGGGUGCCGGCCAAUCGGCCGAUGUCCUGGCCAAGGAGGCCCUCGACAUUGUGGCCUCCAUGGAUGAGGACUUCUCUCACCUGCUUGAGCGCUAUCAGGAUGUCCCGCCUGCGGCGUAUGUCAGCCGACUGCAGGAGCUCUCGGCCGCGCGGACGCGCUUCUUUGACAUGCUCCGCCGGCGCACCCAGCUGUCGGACAUCGAGCUAGUCCGAGCGCUUCCCUCCAUGCUGCCGGAAACGCACUUCAUGCUGCCAGAGAUGUUGGCGUUGUCAUCGUCGUCAUCGUCGUCGUCGUCGUCGGCGGCGGCGGCCACGGCGCCAAGUGCAGCCGCGUCGGCAGCGGACCCGGCCACGGGCGAGGCUGCGGCCCCGGCGGCCUCGGCAGUGGAUUCUGCGCCAGCGGACUCCGGCGCAACGUCAGCUUCGGCCUCGGCCUCGGCUUCGGUCGCGGCAGCGGCGGCAGCGGCGGCGGCGGUCGCUGCCGCCGCCGCCGCAGCGCGUCUGGAGAAAGACAUCUCUGGGUCCAUGCCGAUCAUCAACGCCCAGACUAAGUCCAACCGGUGGCGGUCUGUGGCCGAAGCAUUCCGUGCGGAUCCGGCCUUCCUGGCCGUCGAGCCGGAGGAUCUGCGCCGGCUGCACUUCGAGCGGUAUCUGGCCGUCAUGCAGCAUUACAGCCGGGUCCGAGCCAAGCGCCAGGAGGAGGACCUGCGUCGGCGCUUCCAGGCCGUGUUGGAAUCGCUUCCCAACUUCUCGAUUGAAUCGCGCUUCAACGAGCUCCAGCCCCUGUGGCUCCGGAGCAAGGCCUUUAUGGAGGAUUCCGAGCUGCAGGGCUUGUCGAAGUUGCAGCAGCUGACCUUCUACCGGGAGAUCAUGGAGCCGCGGCUGCGGCGUGAGGUGGACAAGCUUGAUGCCGAGCGUCGGGCCAUCCUGCGCCGGGACCGCAAAAACCGCGACGCCUUCCGGGGGUUGCUGGAGGAGAUGGUGCACCAGGGCAAAAUUGAGGCCACCACUCGCUGGGAGGAUGUUUAUGCCAACAUCCGGCAGUCGCACAUUUUCCGCGCGAUGUUGUCCAACUCCUCCGGCUCGCAGCCGCUGGAUCUGUUCUUCGACCAGCUGGCUCGUCUGGUGGCUAUCGCCGAGCGGGACCGCGAGGCGGUGGAGGCCAUCCUCCAGUCGGCCGGUUUUGUGGUCACUGCACAGACCCCCUCGACGGACUUCUUCCGCGCGGUGUUGGCCGACCGCCGGGGCCAAGACCUGAAGAAUCACAACUUGCGUUUCUUGUUUGAGGAUCUCCGCCAGCGGGCCCUUGACGAGGAGGCCGACCGACAGAGGCUGCUGGAGCGCCGGCGUCGGGGGCUCUUCUCCUUCCUUCGUUCCAACUCACUGGCCUGCACGCCGGGCGCCGAUGUGAGCAUGGUCCUGGCGGCUGCGGCACAAGCCCCGGAAGGGGAGGCCUUCAUCGAGGCACAUGCUGGGCGCGAUGCCGACUUGCAGAAGGCCGUCGCCGAGUUUGUGCGUCUAGUAGCCGAAGGCAAGGAGCCCAAGUCCGAGGCGGAUGACCGGCCGGAUCGUGGGUCGGCGUCUGGGGAUUCUGAGCUCCGGCACCGUCGGGGCUCGCGCUCAGGCUCGCGCUCACGAUCUGUGUCCAGGUCACGGUCGCGGACCCGAUCGCGUUCGCACUCGCACUCGCGUUCGCGGUCGCGGUCUCGGUCGGGCCUGCCGGACGGUGGGCGUCGUGCCGGCGGCCGUGGUGGCUAUGGCUACUCUAGCCGUGGCAGGUCGCGGUCGAGGUCGCGGUCGCACUCACGCUCGCGCUCGCGCUCGCGUUCCCUUUCCCCCGGACGAUCUGCCUACUAUGGUGGCGGGUAUGGCGACCGGCGUGGGUCCGGGCGGGGGCGCCUCCGUGACUCGCGCGACCGGGACUUCGAUCGGCGCCGUGAUCGGGACUACGACCGUCGCGAGCAUGACCGGCGCCAUGGCCGCGAGCGCGAUGAGCUCGAUGCUCCCAUGGCCGGGGCCACCUCCUCCGGAUAAGGGACUUGUCAUCCGGAUGGGAGGGGGG